ACGGCAGUACGUACGUGACUGCAGUAUAGUACGGCAGUACGUGACUAGACCAUGUAGACUGCAACCAGGAAGUGGUCGUCCGCCGUCGUUUCCGUCCGUAUGUGUGUAACUUGCCGAUAUUCUACAAAAAAGUACAAAUAUUUUUAGACUUUUAACGGAUGCUAGACGUUUACUUUGAACAACAGACGUCAUUAUUCAUUUUGCAUCCAUCGUUCGCUGGAUUUGUAACCAUGAAUACGGGCAUGACGUAGAUCCUGAGGUAGGAAGUCAUUAAGGCGGAGUACCAAGUUUUAUCAAUCAUUGGAAAGUUUCAGGAUGUGAAUCGUCACACAAUCCCAGAACACAGUGCCGGUUUACACAGUGUGUCGACCGUAUUCAACCAGGAAAACAUUACUGGAGUGCUAAAAAUAGACUUAUUGGAAUACCCAGGAUCAAGUCAUUCUCGCAUAUAAAGGUAUGGACCAAUACUCCGCUUGACAAUGGCCAGGCCGACAGAUCUGCGACUGAACGUAUCAAAUCAGAGAGAAUCCAAUAUGCCUCCAGUACCAGCAACUUCAUUCCGACCAUAUGGUGGAGAUUGUGUGGAUGCCCAGGGCCUUGACUUCUACUAUGGAAAAAUUGAAAAUACACUGGUUGAGGAACUCUUAAGACCCCACAUGGAGUCUAGAGGGUCUUUUCUUCUCCGAGACAGCAACACUGAACCUGGUGUUAUCACAAUAUCUGUGGUAGAUAAUCCCCGCCACAUCUACCACUUCAAGAUCAACUGCAGGGGUCCCAACGGCGUGUAUGAAGUCACUGAUAAACUCCGUUUUGGCUCCCUGGAAGAUCUCAUCAAGUUUUUUCACUUCAAUGACGUCCCAAGCAGAAACAUCGCUGACCUGAAACUUGUGAAUCCAAUCCGCUUCAGAAGUACCCCCCGCAGCCCACAGCGGAGCCCUCCACGGAGCCCACCCAGAAGCCCUCCCAUGGAACUAAGAUCACCGUCUCGCCCACCCCGUCCACCAAGAAUUAUAAGUCCCCCAGCGACAAGGGAUCAAGACAGAUUUCUGGAUUCAAGGGCCCCAGUUCCCAUCCCUACACCAGGAACAGAACCGAUAUACAUCUAUCAUGACCACGUUUACUGUCGGGCUGAGGAUCUCCAGAAAUCACGGAUAGAUGAGAUCAUGGAACUGUGCAAGUUGUCAGAUCAGAAGUACAAGAAGUGCACCUGUGGUUUGUACAUGGAACAGUCCAUACUGGUAGAAGAUUGGAUGAUGCAUAUCGAUAGACCAGCUGGUGAUCAGGCAGAAAGUGGGCGUGUCUUCUUUGUGAAUUCAGUCAGUAAUCUUACACAGUGGGAGUUACCAGAGAGAGUUAUGUAUCAACUUAACCAACAGUAUCCUGAAAAAUACAGCUUUGUGCAGAAACUUUUGCAGGAAGGCAGUAAUCUUUAAAUGGUUGAUCAGUUACGAACAUUUGUAAAUAUGUACAUACAUUGUAUAGAAAUUGCCAUACUUGUACCAAUUGCAUGUUAUCAUGAUGUGUUCGGCACAACUCUAAUGAGACAUGUCUGGUCCAGUUGACACAGGGAAUCCUUUGCAUUCAAUAUAACCCUUUGGUGCUCAGAUUGUUUGGAUUAGAUCCACAUUUCUUGUGCAGUCGCUCUGUGCACCAACUGCGGUUAAUGUGUGGGAAUUUAAAUUAGAAAUGUUUUGUAAGUUUAUGAUUUACCUGGCAGCUUACGAUGGCUUGUUAGCUGCUCAGUGUUGGCUUAUUACUUAUAAAUUUAAACAUUUUAAUUAACCAUGUGUGACAUAAUGAGUAAAGACAUCGAACUAACAAACACUUGUUGUAAGAACAUGACAUUUACAUUGACUGUGUACAUAGUAUUUGUCAUUGUACAUGAUUCUUUGGGAUUAUAGACUGAUUGUUAGCAGUUUUAUUUGAUCUCAUUUUGUUCUACAACCAGAAGCCAUUUGGGCUUUAUCCAGUGAUAUAAGUCCUCCUUCAGUUACAGAAGUUCCUAUUUUUUUUCUCUGUUAAAUGGCAGAUAACACUUUCCCUGCCAUGUCAGAUUUUGACAUUUCUUGCCCAGUCUUUACUUUGAAGAACAAUUCUUGCUUCCAUUACAAGAAAGAAGUGCAUGUAAUAUAGGCCCCACUUACAAUGACUUAUAUACUGUGUUUAUAUACUGUACAUAAACAUGUCUGUGUAUGGUUUUUUACUUCAGAGUAUGUUUCAUUGUGUCCGCUUAAACAGUUUUUUGUGUAAAUUCUGUAUGUCUAUUGGAUGGAUAAUGGUCAGCGACUUUGUGACAAUCCUUUACAAGUUCAUUGUGUAAGAUUCAACAUCCAGGGUUUAAUUUUGGUUUAUUUGCAAAGUACAGUUUCAUACAUGUCAUAAUGUUGGGGAUACAUACCAUCAUUGUCAUGUAACUUAUUGCAGGUAAUUACAGUACUGAAGCAUGUAUAGUUCGAGAGUUUUCAAAAUAAUUUAAUAAAAAUGUAACUUCAAAGUCCUUUCUUUUCAUUACUUAUGCCUUAAUUAUUCUGGAGUGCUGUUCUACAAUUUGCACAGCUUGUAAUAUACAUGUACAUGUUCAGUGAGUGUACAAUGUGUACAGGAUAAACACGAGUAAAUGUGAUACAUCUCUGGACAUUUAGUUAAAAUGUUGCUUCUGGACGUGUCUUUGGGUAAACAUUUUGUUGCAGAACAUACUAAAAACAAUUGACAAUUAAGAUCAUUGAUAAUUAUAUUUUUGUUGAGUCAUAUUGGAAAUGGAAAUUUUAUUUUUACAAAUCUGUUGUGUGCCAUACUUGACAACUCUUAAUUUCGGCAUGCAUAUUACACAUUGAUUACACAUGUAAAUAGUAUUCCUGGUGUACAAUGUACGUACAUUGCUGUAUAUUCAGAAUUAACAUUUUGUGGUAUCUGGAUUACCAACAGUAGGUGCAUGUGCAUGAAUUUUAGUAGGAAUUUGUAUACAUGUACUCUUGCACUCUUAUGAGGUUGUUAUCAAUCUUCGUAAACAUGCUUUAUAUCAUUAUCAGCUGAUAUUCGGGAGCUAGCUUCCAUAAUGAUGUUUUGUAAAGUAACUUUAUGUUGCCUUCAAAUAUUUCCAGGCUGAAACCAAGUGGUUUUUUUUUUUUCAAGAGAUACAUUAAUGGAAGUAUCUGGGUAAAUAAAUGGACAUUCCUGUACUAAUUGAGAGUUUAUCUCAGUGCUGUA
Molecule: messenger RNA, 3207 nt
Organism: Patiria miniata (bat star)
Lineage: Eukaryota; Metazoa; Echinodermata; Asteroidea; Valvatida; Asterinidae
Exons: 5
Coding region: 480-1433 (317 amino acids)
Molecular function (GO): protein binding
Source: RefSeq, a predicted model, not a curated record